AAACCAGGAAUAGCCAAGCUUGCCAGUAGCUACAAUAAUCUGUGUCUGCAAAUUGUAGGCCUCAUAUGCAAGGGAAAAGCUCCUCAGGGGUCAAUAGCCCCACUCCUGAUCCCAAGGGACUCUUUGUUCAAACUGGAUGUGGAUGAUGAUAUUUGGCAGGAUAUUGGCCUUGGGGAUGAUUCAGAUGGGUUACUACCCCCAUGGUUAGCUGAUGAAAAAGUGUGCUCAGGGAUCAGAUCACUCCUUGAGCUGAGGUGUUGUCAAGAAGAG
Molecule: messenger RNA, 270 nt
Organism: Pisolithus orientalis
Lineage: Eukaryota; Fungi; Basidiomycota; Agaricomycetes; Boletales; Pisolithaceae
Exons: 1
Source: RefSeq, a predicted model, not a curated record